UCGGCCCGCCGAGGCAGCAGCAGCCGAGAUCUCAGCCUGUCCCCAGAGUUGGGGGUGGGGGUCGGCAUGGGCGGUGGUGGCAGCGGCAGUGACGGCUCCGCGCGGCGGUGGCGGCGAUGAGCUUCGAGGAGGACGAUGGGCACGGCCGUCUCCAAACGCCGCUCGCUCCGCAACGAGGCCGUGGCGUCGGUGGCGGCCAAAGUCAGAGCGGCAAGGGCUUUCGGAGAUUAUCUCUCUCAGAACCAUCCGGAAGGCCAGAAUGGUUCAGAUCACCUGCUUGCUGAAUCCUAUGUUGGGCAGGAGGACUCCCCAGAUAUGCACCAGGGAGCCCAGAACAAGCGCCGCCUGUCCCUCAUUUCUGAUGGCAAAUUUGAACGCAGCUUCUCAGAGGAGCGUGGCGAGAAGCUGGCCGGCGAGGGGCCCAAACCACGGGUCUACACUAUCUCCGGGGAGAGGCCUAUGCUCUCCCAACACCAGAGUGAGAGUAUGGAGCUGGUGGUCAUCAAAGGGGCUGAGGCUGAGGAGGAAGAGGAGGAAGACUGCUCCCAGGGCCAGCCUCUCCAGAAUGCGGUCAGCUCCCACAACAUUGGGAGGCACUGCAAAGGGAGCUGGGCAAGCAGCCGCCAGGUCUCCAAGGAGUGCCCAAGCUGCAACCACCUGGCUGCGCCUUCCCAGCACGCCUUCGACAUAGAGCAUUCUCAUCCCCACCACCCCCAUCACCACCACCACCACCACCACCAGGCCGGCGAGACUGGCUGGCGCCGGAAAAAGCUGGAGAGAAUGUAUAGCAUUGACCGCGUGUCAGAUGAUGUCCCCAUCAGAACUUGGUUUCCCAAAGAGAACCUCUUCACUUUCCAAACAGCUACAACAACUAUGCAAGCCAUCUCGGCAUUCAGGGGCUACGCGGAGAGGAAGAGGCGGAAGCGGGAGAAUGAUUCUGCGGCUCUGAUCCAGAGAAACUUCAGGAAGCAUCUGCGGAUGGUGGGGAGCCGCCGCAUGAAGGCGCAGACCUUUGCCGAGCGCCGAGAGAGGAGCUUCAGCCGGUCCUGGAGCGACCCCACUCCCAUUAAGCCCGAAAACCUCAAUGAUUCCCGAGAAACUCAUUUCCUCCAAGGUGCCCAAAGCUGAGUAUGUUCCAACGAUCAUCCGCCGGGAUGACCAGUCCAUUAUCCCCAUCCUUUAUGAUCACGAGCAUGCCACCUUUGACGAUAUUUUGGAGGAAAUUGAGAAGAAGCUGAACAUCUAUCGGAAGGGCUGCAAAAUCUGGAAGAUGCUGAUUUUUUGUCAGGGCGGUCCAGGCCACUUGUACCUUCUGAAGAAUAAAGUUGCCACAUUUGCAAAAGUGGAGAAGGAGGAAGACAUGAUCUAUUUCUGGAAGCGGCUGGGCCACCUGAUGAGCAAGCUGAACCCGGAGCCAAACAUCAUUCACAUAAUGGGGUGCUACGUGCUUGGGAACCACAAUGGAGAGAAGCUGUUCCAAAAUCUGAAGAAUCUGAUGAACCCCUGCCGAGUUACUUUUGAAUCUCCUCUCGAACUCUCUGCUCAAGGGAAGCAAAUGAUCGAGACUUACUUCGAUUUCCGCCUUUACCGCCUCUGGAAGACCCGCCAGCACUCCAAGCUCUUGGAUUACGACGACAUCUUGUGAGCCAAGCAAGUGGUGGCUGAGAGUGGGUUGGUUUUAUUGGAGUCCCAAGUGCCGUGCAGAGGGAAAGAGAGAGACCUUUUCGCAGGCACAGGGGAGGCCUUAGGAGCCCCGUCAUGGGUGGUAGUUUGUGCUGCAGAGCAAAACAGGAGUGUUGUCGGGACGUCGGGAGACUUGGAGCGUGCAGCCUGCUUACCUGGAGUGCAGUGUCUGAUGGAGGGAGCACUGUUGGAGCAGGACAGGAUAGGAGUAUCCUCGUGGAACUGAGCUGAUUUUUUGAUCACGAAGGGCCAAACUCCAUUGCAGGUCCUUUUAAAACAGACAUUCCAAGCUCAGGUUUUCUUAACUACAAAAACUCAUCAUCUUUUAUUCGCCCUCCCCCCUUUCUUCUCGUGCUACCAGAAUGGGGGAAACAUUGCCUGUGUGCAAUGCCUUGUGGUUUCAUGUACGGGUGUUGCCUCUUCUUUUGCAGGCAAAGGAACACCAUGCUCAACCCUGCGUGCUUUUGAGAUGUGAGGUCCGAAAUGGUUCGAAAUGGAUUAAAGGAAGUUCAGACUUUAAAAUCUUGUCCAUUUUAAUAGGAUAUAUAUACAUAUAUAUGUGUUUGUGUGUGUGUACACACACACACACACACACACACACACACACACACACACACUUUUUUACAUGAAUAGAGGGAAUAUUUAAUUAGCUAAUGCUGUAAACACACAUCAGUAACUAAUAGAUGAGAUAUUUUUGGUCUGCUUGAAAAUAUAUUUGAAAUAGGAAUAUAUCUUCUGUAGACAUACCGUAUAUAUAUAUAUAUAAUCACCAGCAGGAUGGUUUUCUCACACGCUUUUUUCCAGCAGACCUGCAUGUCUGCCGUUACUUGGUUUCCAGGUUAGCUGUGGAGGGACGCUUUUCAAUUAUGGGCUCUCAUAAGAGGGUCAAGGUGUCCUUGCAAGCAAAUUUCUGAUUUGCAGCUUGGCGAAAUGUUCUUUUGCCAGCCUUUUUUUCCCUUUAGAUAUACAACAACAUGGCCAAGAAGGAUCUUGGUCUGUUUCCACAAGUAGAUAUAUUGCAAACUAGAAAUGAAUAGCCAUCUUUCAAAAGACUCUCUCUUGCUGCACUUAACCUAGUUGUUUGGGUUUUUUUCUCUCUCUGAAAGAUGGCUGCUGUAUAAGGAUCAGGGAAAUGUCUGCUAGAACAUCUUAGUUACAGAGGAAAUUUCAUUUGCUUGUGUAUGGUUCAGAAUUCCAACAUAGGGAUAUGGUGUCCAUUUCUCCUCCCCUUCUUUUGCACAGAGAAGGGAAUUUGCUGGUAGCAAACUGGCUCUUAACUACAUACUGGGCUUGUCUAUUAUCUGUGAUUGAUCGUAGUUUGGAUGAUCCAGACCUGUGCUUAUUUACCUUUUGGAAGAAGUGCUGUGACAUAGCCACAUUUUAGGUUUUUUGUGGUCCUCCUACCUCUUCAGGUGAUAUGAAUACCUGAGGAACCUGCACUUUGUGACAAAGGUGUAGUCUCCCUGGUUAUUUUGGGUGGAAUUUCCUCGUCUUUUUUCUUUCCAUGAAGUGGAAAGUACUUCGGAAGCACUCAGUUAGCCUCCCCUAUUUUUCUUAGUUUCUAAGAAGAUUGUGAAGUGAAAACAAGUAUAUAUGCACUGUAAGUCUUUCUUGUGGUAAAAUGAAAACCCCACUUUAACAAGCCCACCACCCCACGUUCUCCACUGUUGUGAUGGUCUCCAUGCACCCUUGCUAUCUAUACCAUUGCCAAGGCAGAUGACAGAACCGCAACCCUCAUUGUCUCCCCAUAUUUAUGCUACAAAAGCUGUUCUGAGAAGCGGUGUUGACGAGAGCAUCCCAGGUAGCAAGAGGGUGCUGCUGUAAAAAUCCACACUGUUCAAAUGGCAAUGGGUGUUUUGGAUUUUGGAAUUUUCCUGUUUCAAUCAUAAAGAACUUUUUUAAUACAGUAGGUUCCUUUUAAAAAACAAAACCUGAAGGGUUUGUUUUUGUUUUUGUAAAUCUGUACAGCGACUGUAUUCUACAACCUGUCAUUUUAUCUGUCAAUGGCAGUCCUUCAUUGAGAACCGUACACAGGAUAACAUAAAUUUCAAUAUUGCGCUGGAGGGAAAGAUCCAAGUGGGGGAAUUUGUGGGUCUCUCUCUCUCUCUCUCUCUCCCCCUCCCUCUCCCUCUCUCUCUCUUUCCCCCCCCUUCUCUCUCUCUCUCUCUGUGUGCGUGUACCCCCUAAAAACCUAAAGAUCUGAAGUGGAAAAGUAGUUGGAAAUAACUAUUCAAGAACAAAAGUUAGUCAGUUUAGGAAAAGCAUUAACUCAAGACUGUUUAACCCACAUAGUUGGCUCAUUGCUGUCUGUUAUGCAAAGCAGGGGGCAAGGCUUUGAUUCUAUUUUUUGCUUUUCUCAGACACUGUCGAGCAAAUACUUAAUUAAGCAAAGGACUUUUUUUUUCUUUAAAAGGGGUGAGGGGGUGGGGAGUGGAAAGGAUUUACCAUCUGAACUCAGCUGUGCCACCAGGGGGCAACCAAACACUUCUUCCCUAGCACAAAGCCUCUGCGUAGAGGUGAGGGUAGUGGCAGUGUUUGGCGGGAUGGGGACCGCUUCAUACAUGAUGCUUUUCACACACAGGAAAUCUCAGCAUGAAAAGAAGCUGAGUGCAGAACCUGCGUUGUGCUGUAUGUCACAGAUCAGGCGGCCAGCAUGGCAUCUGCCUGGUCCAUAAACUUUUUUUUUUUUGGCACAAGGAAAUCACACUUAAAGAGUCUGAUCCAGCAGUCAGUCUCCCAGCAAGCACCCCUUGAAUGACCCUGCAGAGAAGCUGGUGAGCAGGGUGUACAAUGGAGGUAGAAGCCACUGCAACUUCACCUCUAGUAUCCAAAUAUCUAAGGUAGACUGCUUGCAAACAACAGGCUCUGUUUUUAGUCCUCGUGGCUGAUAACCACUGAUAGGCUUGGCCUCCAUAAAUCUGUCUAGGCCAGGGUGGUCAAAGUGGGCUGCAAGGGCACUUUGACACAGAACUCACAGGCCACACACUGCCCUUGUCAUUCAGAGCGGUGACACACACACACACACACACACACACA
Zootoca vivipara (common lizard) is the source of this 4719-nucleotide messenger RNA. NCBI's taxonomy places the organism in Eukaryota, Metazoa, Chordata, Lepidosauria, Squamata, Lacertidae. The record is from RefSeq and is a predicted model, not a curated record.